Molecule: messenger RNA, 1991 nt
Organism: Drosophila virilis
Lineage: Eukaryota; Metazoa; Arthropoda; Insecta; Diptera; Drosophilidae
Source: RefSeq, a predicted model, not a curated record
AUGCCCAACUUAUUUAUACACAUUACAGGACAAUUUCCACAGAGUGUUAAUCUAAAGCCUGGCAGUGAAACGCGUCAGCUAUGGGAGAAAAUGCCAUUUCCUCUAACAUUCAAGAUCUACGUGUUCAACGUGACCAAUGCGCAGGAUAUUGAAAUGGGCGGCAAGCCGAAGCUACAGGAAGUGGGUCCAUUUGUAUACGACGAGUGGAAGGACAAAUAUGAGCUAAUGGAUAUAGAAGCGGAGAAUGCGAUUAGCUUUAACAUGCGCAACACAUUUCAAACGCGCGCCGAUCUGGGUCUCAGCGGCGAGGAGCUCAUAACUAUGCCACAUCCACUGCUGCAGGUAAGCCCAAAAACGGAAGAAGCUUUUUUCAUGACCAUUGCGAACUUGGAGCAGCCAGCCGAAACGCUGGCAACUGUGGCCCUGGGCCUGGACAUCAUUUUCAAGCCGCAGAGCGCUUUUAUUACAGCCAAGUUCAAGGAUCUCUUCUACGCUGGCAUCGAUAUCAACUGCGACCAGGAGCAUGCGGCUGCACAGGCCAUUUGCCAGCAGUUCCAAGCGGGCGCAGUGCCCGGCGCGCUGCCAGUGAAUGCCACCCACUACAAGUUCUCCCUGAUGGGCGCGGGCAAUCACACAAAUGCCGGUCGCUUUAAGGUCUCACGCAGCAGAUCGCGGCAGUCGUCCGUGGGACGUGUGCUCGCCUUCAAUGAGGCGAAGCAGCUGCACAUCUGGCCGGAGCUAAAUAAUACCAGCUGCAAUCGCUUGCGCGGCACAGAUGGCACCAUCUUUGCGCCACUUAUGCGACCAGAGCAGGGUCUCUGGAGCUACUCGCCACAGCUGUGCCGCUCCCUGACGCCCCAGUGGAUGGGCAGGACGAAAUACAACAGGCUGCCCGCUCAGCGCUAUGAGCUCAACUUUGGCUCGGCACGCGUAAGUCUUGCAAGAACAACUUUUAAAUUAAAUAAUCAAAAAAAAAACAUUCAAAUAGUCUUAGAAGAAAAUCUCAUAAGUACAAAAUAUAAGAAAUCCCAAAUCACAAGAAAAAACAAAUUGAAUCAAGCUAGCCAACAUGAACAAACGAAAAUAAUAUUUUUCCAGACGGAACCGGAUUUGCACUGCUACUGCACGGACUAUCCCGACAAUUGUCCGGCUGAUGGCACCAUGGAUCUGGUACGCUGCAGCGGCACACCUUUAAUGGCCUCCUUGCCGCACUUUUAUCAGGCAGAUCAAAAGUUAUUGGCUGAAGUUGAGGGAGUGCAGCCAACAGCUGCGAAACAUGCCAGCAUAUUGAUCUUCGAGCAGUUUUCCGGCACAGUGCUCUCCGUGCAUAAUCGCCUGCAGUUCAGCCUGAAAGUGGCGCCCGUGAAGGAUGUGCCAUUGAUGUCGCAGCUGCGUUCCUUGGCCAUGCCGCUCUUUUGGAUUGAGGAGUCGCUGCAGCUGGACGAACAAGUUACACAGCUGCUGCACAAAAAGAUAUUUGCGUAGGUUUGCGGGAGAACUUGUGAAAGUUACAAUAUUAAUGCUUGGCCCAUUUCCUUUCAUGUACAGCGUAUUAAAUGCCAAUAAUUGGUUUAGAUGGCUGUCCAUUGGAUUGGGAAGCUUCGGUUGUAUACUCGGAGCUCUGUUUUUGCAUUUAACUCGCAGCGAUGCGAAGCGCGUGGGCGUCAUCGAUGCGGAAUGAAUAUCAAUACAAUUCUAUCCUUAUCCGGCUACACAGCAGCGCGUGCGUUUAAACCAUUUGGAAAUUAUAGUCACACAGCUCCUGAUCUCUCCUUACAUGAUAAUAAUUUUGUUGCUUUCCCAUCGAUGUCUACAGCGUUCACAUUUUAAAAUAGUUCAGUUGAAUGUAUUAUACGAUUCGAUAGUGCCUUGGAACAGCAUUACGGAUAUAGAUAUAGAUAUAUAUAUAUACAUAUAUAUAUUUCUAUAACUUAUUGUUAGGCAUACGCACUAUCCUAAAUAAAAGACAUGUACGAAUGUGUGGACAGCAA